GGCGCGGGCCGGAGUCGCGCCGGGUGGGCGGCGGGCCGGCAGUGGACCCCGCCGGCAGCUGCUGGGUCCUGAGGCGGCGGGGGUGGCGGUGGCCUGAUCUUCGCCCAGCCUCGGAGAAGCGACCUGCGCGUGGACCCCGCGCUCGGCGGGCUGCUCUCCGGCGACUAGCGCAGCCCGCGCUCGCCGAGGCUUUGUCACUCGCCUCUAGCUUCAUCCGCGGCCGUGGCUGCGCGAGCCUCCGGGCUUGCUCUCUCCGCCCAGCUGUCCUGCCUCCAGCCCUUAGCUGGGGGCGUGGGGUACGCAGCUGGAGCCCGAGCUAACAGCCGCGGAGCAUCCUUCGCCCGUCCCGGCCGCGCCACCGCCCAUGCUGCAGCCAGUCCAGGGCGGCGACCCUGUGGCCGCAGCCCGCCUCUCGGUGACCCUGCGCCCCGCCCGAGCCUUCCCCGCUGAGCCCCGGGCCCGGGAGCGGGACCCGCGCCCCGUGAUGGCUCGGCUGGCGCAGGUUGGCGCCGGGUGCCCGCCAUCCGCCCGCUGAGACGCGCCCGGCUGGGUACCGACGGGGCCUUGGCGCUCCCCGCUUCUCUUCCCCGCCGCGCCCUUCCCCCUUCUGGGGGCUCCGCCGCUCCUUCCCGGGGGCGAGGGCACAGGGGGCCGAGACAAAGCCCACUUUGUGCGGGGAGUUGGCUGCGGGCGUGGAAUGUGCGCGUCGGCGCGCGCCCCCUCCCCGCGCCCCGCCAGCUGCGAGUCUUGGCUCCCAGACUCGUCUCGUCGGAGAAAUCGCGCCCCCUCACCGCCCUCCGGUCCGGGGGUCCCGGCUUGGAGCUGACGCGGCCUGGAGUCGGGUCAGUCCCCCACCCCGGAGCGCGCGCAGGUGUGAGAGUGCGAUAUUUUGUAGUGGAAUUUGCUUUCCUUCAAAACUGGGAGCUGGGGCGCCCAGUCGGCGUGGGCACUCGUGCCUUGACCCUUUCGUGGCCGCAGACCUGAGCUGCCUGGCCUCAGUUUCCGUCUGACUUUCCUCUGCCAGCCCAGACUGCUGUCCGUUAUUGUUCUCGCCGUCAAAUGGGGGUGCUUUGUGAAAGCUGCCAAGUUGGGAAGUAUUCUCUAGAUCCCGUUUUUCAUAAAGAACAAGGCCUCUAAGGCUCAUCCGGGACAACCAACCCCCUCUGCCCCGCACUUCAUGUUGAGGCACUGAUUUUUUCCCCCCCAUCAAGUAGUAUUUUAUUGUACGGGAGCCACGCCCUGGUUUCUUAAAGGCGCCUUGCACUCUGUUUGGCCAUGUGUUAUCUCUGCAGCUGGUGUGUGGGAGGCCUCCUGUGAGCCACCUUUCUUACCCCUGUCCGCUGAGACAUCCUCCCACCCCCGUCAAGGAUUUGGGGAUGCCAGGGGGGAAGAAGGUGGUCGGGGGCGGCAGCAGCGGUGCUGCCCCCACUGCCGCUGCUGUCCCCUCUGGGGCCAGGCGUUUGGAAACCAGCGAAGGAGCCUCAGCCCAGAGAGAUGAUGAGCCAGAAGAAGAAGGGGAAGAAGACCUGCGAGAUGGAGGCAUCCCCUUCUUUAUCAACCGGGGUGGGCUGCCUGUGGACGAGGCCACCUGGGAGAGGAUGUGGAAGCACGUGGCUAAGAUCCACCCCGAUGGAGAGAAGGUGGCUCAGCGGAUCCGUGGGGCCAUGGACCUGCCCAAGAGUCCUGAAAUCCCCCAAGAAAAGCCAAUUGGACAGAGGUCAGAGCCCCAGGCACAGGUCCUGCCUGCUCAGAUUCCCAUACCGAGUGUGCCUACGUUCCAGCCCUCUACUCCUGUCCCUGAGCGCCUGGAAGCUGUGCAGCGCUACAUCAGGGAGCUGCAGUACAAUCACACAGGGACGCAGUUCUUUGAAAUUAAGAAGCGCAGACCUCUGACAGGGCUGAUGGACCUGGCCAAGGAAAUGACCAAAGAGGCUCUGCCAAUCAAAUGCCUGGAAGCCGUGAUCCUGGGAAUUUACCUCACCAACAGCAUGCCUACCCUGGAACGCUUCCCCAUCAGCUUCAAGACCUACUUCUCAGGGAACUACUUCCGCCACAUCGUGCUGGGGGUGAACUUCGGCGGCCGCUACGGGGCGCUGGGCAUGAGCCGGCGCGAGGACCUGAUGUACAAGCCGCCGGCCUUCCGCACCCUCAGCGAGCUCGUGCUGGACUACGAGGCCGCCUACAGCCGCUGCUGGCACGUGUUGAAGAAGGUGAAGCUGGGCCAGUGCGUGUCCCACGACCCGCACAGCGUGGAGCAGAUCGAGUGGAAGCACUCGGUCCUGGACGUGGAGAGGCUGGGCCGCGAGGACUUCCGCAAGGAGCUGGAGCGGCACGCCCGCGACAUGCGGCUCAAGAUUGGCAAAGGGACCGGCCCUCCCUCCCCCACCAAGGACCGCAAGAAGGAUGUGUCCUCCCCACAGCGGGGCCAGUCUAGCCCCCACCGCAGGAACAGCCGCAGUGAAAGGCGGCCUUCUGGUGAGAAGAAGCCUUCGGAGCCCAAAGCCAUGCCAGACCUCAAUGGGUACCAGAUCCGGGUGUGAGGCAGGCGGCAGUGCCCCAGCUGCACCCACUUCUGGGGGCCGGCAUCUGCCUGCCAGAACCGGCCUCGCUCCUGGGGAAAUUGGGGCUGAUGGUGGGGCAGGGUGAGGGGCAGCGGGAAGAGCGUGUCCCAGCUCAGCCACCCAAGAUGCUGCCCCUCCUGCUGGGCCAAUCCCCCUAACUUUGGACCACGAGGCAGUGAAGAGUUUAAUUUUGAGUUUUUAACUCAACAACUGAAAUUUAAGGUAUUUGGGGAAAAAACUUAAAACUAAUGGAUCUGCCAGUGGCUGGAAGGCCAGUGCUUAGAGGAUCUAAGCGCCACAGUGCUGGGUGAGGAGGGGUUGCUGGCUCUGCUGGUACCCCUGCCCCAAGGUCUCUCUGGGAUUUGGGUCCAUUCCAUCUAUGGGAAACCUCCCAGCUCUGCUAGGCCUGUGGCAGGAUGGAGGGAGGGAUGUUUCUCCAGUCCUGUCUGCCCUGGCAGAAUCUUCACCCAGGGAAAGGAAAGCAGGGUAGGAACCACCCUGAGAAAGGGCUGUAUGGCCCAUAUCAGGAGCUUAGCACAGGCCACAUCUGCCCCAAGAGCCAGAGCCUGUGGCUCAGGAGGGUCCUCGGGCCCUUGCAGCCCCAUGAACAGUGCUUUGUGGGCUGACAUUGCCUCGUGGCAGGGCCCAUGCUGGGAUGGGAUGGACGAGAGCCCAGGAGAGAACCACUGGGGGAAGGGUUCCCGGACCCCUACCUGGCCUCCUUGCUCAGCCCAGCUCUGCCUGUUGCUGAAGCCGGGGCCUCCCUGCAGAGGGGCUGGGCUCUGCCAAGGGCCCAGAUAUGCACUGGGCUCAGCAUGACUGUGGGGACUGAAUAGACCUGGUGGGUCCAGGAACCAUGGCUGGGGAUGGGGUGGGCCACUCAGGCCCAGGUCUGUCCCCCUGGUAGGUAGUCCCCAGGGACUGCUCCCCCUUCCUAUUACCUUAGCCCUUGCUGGGGAAAUGAAGACCAGAUCAGGCUGCCUGUGUCCCAGCCCUACCUUCCCUCAUUCAGCAGCCUGGGUAGGUGUGGAGGGCCCAGUGAUGAUCAGGCCUGUUGUGUGAGGCAGCUCAUCAGGGAAGAAGCUGAGCUGCUGGCGUCUGCACAGCCUGCCUGGCAGGUGUGAGAUACCUGGCGGGCAGGUGAGAGGUUGUGGAGAGAGGUUGGAGGGCCUGCGGGAAGGUUCUGGAGGCCCAAGUAACAAAGAGGUGUAGGUCAAGGGGGCAGUGCGGCCACUAAGGAGAGGCAGGGCCCGAGAACUGGAGAAUGUAAGUGAGAAAAGAAUGUGGGGGAGAGUUUAGAAUCAGGCGGCCUUGGGGAGUAGUGAGUUCCCUAUUGCUGGAGGUAUUCAAGCAAAGACUAGAUGGCUGCUUGUCAUCUUGAAAGCUAUAGAAAGGAUUUAGGUUAUGGAAGGAUAACUGGAUGAGAUGACCAUUAAGGUUUCUUAAUACUGAGAGGCUAGGAUUCAGCCAGGGGCAGCUGGCAGUAAGGCUGCAGCGGGGCUGGGGGCCUGGAAGAGGGAGGACCAGAGCCAGAGUUGUAAACUCAAAUGCCUGCGGGGCCUGGCAGAUGACUAAAAGGAGGACUGCAGGGCUGGGUGGGGAUUGUGGCAAAUUAAUGAAGACAUACCCCAUUAAAGCAGCCGCUGUUGCUCAGCCAUUCUGAGCGCAGGCCCUGCAGUAUCAGAUUGCCUGAUUUUUUUUGUUGUUGAGAGGCCAGAACUCUGAAUUUUUAUGUGAAAUAUGCUGAUUUUUAAAUGUUGGCAGUCAGUUCAGAAAGUUGUAAAGCCCAACGUGAAAAAGAAUGCUGGUUUGUAAUCUCUGAAGUAGAGAGGGCUUGGGCUGGGGAGAGGUCCACCAAGGUACUUUGAGGUGGAAAGCGUGAAAAGUUGUAGGCCUCCCAGAGCAGGCCGGGCCAGGGCAGCGUCCUCGCUGCUGACGCUGCUCAGAGUGGGCAGCUACCCCACGUUCAUGUUCGCUCUCCCUGCAGACCAGAGACAUACCAGGAACUCCCUGCGGUUGCUGAGACACCAGAGGGUGUGGAGUGGAAUAGAAAUAGUGCAAUUCUCAGCCUGCCAGGGAGAUGGAUUGUGCCUGAGAAGCAAAGAAAGGGAGAGAGGGAGACAGGAUGUGUUUGCUGACGCAAGUGCCCGCCAGGGAAGGCACCAGGCUGGCAGCUCUUAACACCAGCAGCUCUUGGCCCAGAGCCAGGCCCAACAGGGAAGCCGGCUGCUCAGUCCCCUGGGUUUCUCAUGGGUCACUGGGCCCUGGGGAGGUGCCUAACCUGUCCCCCGGACUACACCCCAGCCAGACCAAUCCGAGGGCCACUGUGAGCUCUAACUCACCAUCCCAUCCCAUCCCAGUUUUCAGGGAGAGGGGUGGUGGGUCCCCACGUUCACACAUUCGCCUGAGGCAGAGAUGGAUCCGUUUGGGAGGCGUGAGGCUGAAAGUGAGGACUUUUGUGGGUCUGGAUGUGGGUGCCUUGUGCAGGCUGCUCAUCGACAGACACCCCAGAUGCCCCUGUGGACCACAGGGCUUGAGGGUGAGACGUGAGGGAACCGCUCCUGGUAUGGGAGCCCAGCAGGGUGCUCUGACCCUCUGGCUCCUUCCUGAGCCCUUUGGGGAGAAGGAAGCAGGUCGAAGCCCCAACCCCUACUGCUGUCUUCCAGGGAGGGAGCCGACCACCCACAGCUGAUAACCCCCUAGCACUCCCCCUUCCUCGCUCAGACCUCGGGCCUGUGGACACCCACAGGAUACAGCGGUGCUUUUUAAUUUAACUGUUUCACAGAUGUAGCAACCCCUCCUCCCCUCCUGGGUGUGUUUACACAGGCUCUGCUCCCCAGGGCUGGCCUGGCUGCAGAGUUUCUGGGGAGGCAGAGGCAGGGACUUCAGGGCCUUAGUCACCAUCCUCAGUAUCACCUCAUCUCAAUUCCUGUGAGGGACCGGGCCUCGCUCCUCCCGACUCAGGACUGCCUUCCAGCUCUCAGCGUGGGUUCCUCAGGGGUAGGGGCUGCUGGCUGGGGAGGGGUCAAGGGAAGGGCAGAGAAAGCUGCUUGAUGAAGGGGGGUCGGCAAGGGCGGGCAGUGAUUGCUCCCCAAGGCCUGGCUGCUUGUGCUCUGUGCUGGGUGCCGGGUCAGAACACUGGGAAACUGGGUUUCAAGCCUUCCCACCCACCUACCUGCCAGUCCUCUCCCUCCCACGGCCUCAGUACGGUCAUGGUCCCCUCGCCCAUCUCGCCAGCCAACCCAUCCUUCCUGGGCCUGGCCAAGUGGGGAGAGCGGCUCCCCCGGCCCCCAGGUGCCAUGAUGAAGCCUAGGGCCAAGGUUCUGAGCAGCAGAAAGAGCCUGGAGGUUGGCCAUAUCUGGUUUCUGGCCCACUCUGUCAUCUUAUGCCCCCCGCUUAUGCCCCCAUCUUAUGCCAACGCUUCCAGCUCGGACCGGACUUCCCGGCCCAGGGACGGGGUCUAAUUCUGGCUGGUGGCACCCAGAGGCCUGUGUGCCUGUGCAUGCCUCGGUCUCCUGCCUGGGUGGUUUCCAGCUUAGCUACAGCGGCUUCCCCAGGCACCGCCCCCCGGCCUCUGAGUAUAGGGAGGUGUGAGCUGGGCCCAGCAUAUCGACCACGUUCUGUGUGCCAGAAGUGGGCUGUGUUGAAAUCCCCACUUCCCUUGCUCCACUGAGAAACCAGUGGGAAGGGCAGGGAGAUCCUCUGGGGGAGCGUGGGGUGGGAGGUGAGGUCUGCCCCCGGCCAGGCAGGGCUGCUGCGGUGCUAGCUCCAAGUCCAUCAGUAUUGACCCGCUCGCCCCAUCUUGGUGCUCCAGAGUCCCAAGUUCCCCUUUUUCUUCAAGUCUGAUGAGAGAAGAAAUCGGGUGCGCUUGGCCUGGGGCCUAGUGAUGGUGCACGGCCCCUCCCUCGAGCUCUGUGUUGGCUGCCAUGUUGUACUGGACUUUGUUCCCCUUCUUCUCAUAUCAGUGUUGGCCCUCCCCCUUUGACUUUUACACUUCGUCUCAUUCCUGUUCUCACUUUUUCCUUGAAAUGAAUAAAGUCUCCCCAGCUCAGCUGUGUGGGCUGGGAGGAAGCCCCAGUUUGUAAACCUUGUCUUCUUCUCUCUGGGAGCUGAGGCUGGAGCUGCCCCACCCACCAAUGUCAGCCUCGGCAGCUCCGGAGAGAACCUGCCCGGAGGUGAGGAGAGCCCCAAACAAGCCAACAGGACACCUCACAGCCCCUGCAGUCAUGAUAAAACUUCUGGGGUCCCAGACUGUCACCCUCAGCCUGCUGAAGCCACUCAGCUCUUGCUAAUCCUAAUCUGGGAGAUCUUUCCUGCUGGCUGUAAACGAAUGCAUUCUCCCUCACACAGCCAGUUCAGCCCCCAGAGGCGCAGGAUGCAUUCCAGAGCCCUGCUCUUCCUGUCCUAGUCCCCAGCAGUCCAUCAGGAACAGAAGAGGAAGGCUGGGUGUUCUCCUGGGAGAUGAGGCUAUUUCAGGAAACCAUAGCAACAGGGAUCUGCAGUCCCUUCUUAUCACAGUUGCCAGUGCAGAAUCUAUGGUGGUUAAAGCCACAGCUUUGGAAAACACCGCUGGUUCCACCCUUCUUCCUCUACACUGUCCCUCCAGCUCUGGACCUCUUCCCAAUGCUUUAAGGCAAGUCCAAACAAUUACAACCAGACCUGCACAGAAAUAUCUUUUAGACCCCACAGCAUUUUUCACCUUUAACCCUUCCUCCCUGUUUCUCUGGUCUCCUUUCAUUCAGCUUGGGAGUAAAACCUAGACUUAUAAGAGGAGGGAGUAUAUUUCCUACUUCUUAUCCCAGCCAAUCCUUAUCCCAAACAACACUAGAAGUGUUGUUUAGCACAGCAAGAGUCCCUCACUUUCGGUAGCAUGGUGGUGAGGCAUGGCCACUGGGAAGAGGAGGGGUGGUCCGGUGGAAUCCAUGAACAUCUUAGACUGUACGCCAUUAAAAAGAGGCAGUUAUGUUAAUUACAGGUUCAUUUAAAUCCAGCUUAAACGAUAACGAAAAAGAGCCUUUCAAUAAACCAGAGUUUAUGAAUAACUUGGAUUAUACACCUUCACACAAAGGCAGUCUUGAAAUUUACACAUUCAAGUCCAGCUAAAGUACCAAGUAAAGGGCCUUGUGGGUGGACUGCAAUGAGAUGGGCCCAUACACAGUAGGCCCCUGGAGUGCUCUCGUGAAAGGAGGGCUGGGUUAAGUGCGGUGAGUCUGUAUGAGUCAACCAGGCUCACCAUGGACACUGCCUGGCCACUUUCUUAGAACUGACGCAGAGGUAAGUACCAAUUGUGGACUCCCAAGAGGACCAGAACCCAACUUGCUGGGGGGAUUACCGCAUUUCCUUCUGCUCCCUUUCUUUCAAGCUCACAGCAUGUGCCUGCCUAGUUUAGGCACAUGACUAAAGUGGGUCGGACCUUUAAAUGCAGGUGGCACUUCUCAGAGCCCUGGACGUGAAGAGAUUGAAGCUCUGCACCCAUAUCUGCCAGGAUCUGACAUCUUGACCACGACUGUGGAGGGCAGUGGUGACAGGAAGUGCUGGUCAUACCAAAGACCAAGCCAACUGGGCCACAUGCAGGCUGCCUGGUAACCCUUAUAGUGUUCGCCAAGGGGGUGAGGGGCCCGCUGAGGCCUGGCAGGUGGUUGGAGAUGGGCCACCUCAGGUGGGCUGAGGGACAGCGCUCUGAGCAGCCCACAUGGGAAUGUGCACUCCCUCCAACCCCCAGCCAGAAAGGACCUGGUCACGGGAAAGACAAAACCUCCAAGUGUGGAGACUCCACUCUUCUCUCCGCAGCUGUGUGAGGCCUCUGGCCUUAUGGGCACAGGAACUGACUAGGGAUGGGGCAGAAGGCAGAGUUCCCAAUUAAGGUCACGUUCUCCUAACCUGGGAGAGAUCACCCUACCAGGUUCUCAUCUGGCUGGCUGGCCCUUGCCUGGGAUAGUUUUGUUUUGCUCUCUCUCCCCGGGUGGAAACUAGAGGAGGUGGGCCCCUGCUGCUCCCAGAAGACGGGAAGCCAUGCUUUGCCUUAUGUAGCCAAUCAGAAAACAAUCCUCUAGUCCAGCAGCUACACCAGGGCAAGAACUGGGGAGAAAAACCAGGGUUUAAAAACAAGCCAGCAGAGGACUGGUUGGUCAUUUCCCUUCUCCCAGCCCCAGCCCCAUGUAUCUGCCUUAGAAGACAACCUGUCUCUUCUACUCCCAGGAAAGGCUGUGUUCUGAGGAGUUGGGUGGCAAGAAAUAAAGGAGAUUCUCAGUUUACCUCUUUGGGAUCUCUGUUUCCUUGGAUAUAAAGGUAAGAUAUGCACACCUGAACUGCCACCUUGUAGUGCAACUGUCUACUGGUCAUGGAAGUGGAAGCACUCUGGAAACUGAAUCAAAGUGCCGUGCAGAUGCUCCAUGACUCACCUCAACCAGGGGGAAGCCCUCCAGGCCAGGAAAGGGGUCUCUGGGAACAUACCUCAAAGCUUAGGAGCUAUAAAAUAAUUCCAAGCCCCCAGGGCCAAUUGUCCAGGCUGACUAGGGAGAACUACCCACCCUCAAUUCCUAUUGUAACCAGUAAUUACCAAUUAUUGUAAUUACCAGUAAUACUCUGGGAUUUUUAGCAUCCCUUCAAAUAACGUAAUUUCAGAUCUGAAAAUUCCUCACACAUGGAAAAGAAUAUUACUUUUAAUUUCUCUUUCACCAAGAUAUGUGCAACAUAGGGAGGGGUUAAGUUACCCACAAUCACCAAGUGACCAGGCCAAGAUGACAAGUGGUGUUCCUAAUCCCUGGCUAAAUCCCAGCCCAGGUGGUUCAACUGGUACCCAGGUAGCUUUAAAUAACCCAGAUUCUCAGGUACUGAUUCAGAG
Molecule: messenger RNA, 9405 nt
Organism: Delphinapterus leucas (beluga whale)
Lineage: Eukaryota; Metazoa; Chordata; Mammalia; Artiodactyla; Monodontidae
Source: RefSeq, a predicted model, not a curated record